AUGGAUGAAAAGGAAUUUUAGAAUAGAACAUGCUAAUAGCAUUCACAUCAAAUAAUUGCAGUGGAUUUAAAAUUGGCAAAUACAUAAAAUGAAAAAUAUUUAUGUGGCAAAUGUUUGAUUCUGAGGAUAGAAGGGCAACAAAUUCUAUUACUUACCGAGUUAAUUGAAAUGAUCAAAUAGAUGAAGAAUGAUUAGAAGAAGCAGUUCAUGGAAAAUAAUUAGACCUAAUUGAGUUAUAUGAAAUAACUAUAAUAAUCAUUGAAAGAAUGCAAUCAACAUGUUAAAGAAAAAAUAGAAUAAACACAAAAUAAUAUUGAAAUUCAGAUUUAAGAUAGUAAUAAGGACAUAAAAACAAAGGAGGAAGAUUAAGAAGAAGUUGAUCUGGAUAAAGAUAUUGAAUCCGUAUCAUACUAUUACAAUUCUAAUAAAGAAUAUGAAUUACCUUAAAGAGAAUAAAACAUUAAUGCUAUUUCAUAAUUAAUAGAAAAUGUAUAAAAUCAAAUUGGUUCUAUUUCAAACGCUUUUCAAUACUAAAAGAUUUUAGAAUCAUUAUAAAAUAUCAAAACUCAAUUCCAAAUUGAAAUGCCAUCUGAUAAGGACAUCAAGAUUUGUGAACAACAUGGCUUAGAAAUUAUUAUGGUCAAUUUAGAAUAAGGCCAAUAAGAACACAAAAGGAUAGCAUGUUCAAAAUGUAUAUAAGAGUUUUCUCAGAAAUAUACUACCCUUGAUGAUGCAGAUGAAAAUUGGACAAAUUUUAAAAUAAACUCCAAAUAAAUGAUAUCAAAGUAUAGCAAGAAUAGGGAGUCUAAAUUUAAUUAAGCUGUUACAUUUAUUACAAAUUUAAGAGACAAAUAUUAAGGAACAUUGACUGCAAUCAUUAAUGAUUUGGAAACUAACAGAGUAAUCACAGAAAAACAAUUGUCGCCUUUUCCAUUAUAUUAGAAGAAUAUUUAUUAAUUAGACUAAAAUCAAUUACAAGAAAUAUUGGAAGCUCUGAGUUAAAAAGAUCUAUACAGACCAUUAAAAUUAAAGUUAGCACAAUAAGAUUAAUUAGAUUCAAUCUUUUAUCAUAAGCUUAAAGAAACAUUAGAAAAUCUUGUAAAAUACGAUCUCCUAACUAAGGAGUAAAUAAUAAUGAUAGAAAAGAAUUAUGAAGACUUUUUAAUACUAAAUGAAGAUGAAAAAUAGAACGUCUCUAAUUGCAAUGAAAUUAAAUAAUUUUUGGAAAAUACAUCUUUGCUUUAAUCCUAUAUGGCUAUUGUUGAAGAAUCAAUUUAACUAUAUAACAAUUUGUAAAAUUAGGUUGAUAGCUUAAAGGAAAAAGGAGAAUUGACCAAAUUAUUGAAUUAGAAAUAACCCAGAAAGUCAAUUAGGAAGGGUGAACAAACGGAUCAAAUUAAAUAGUCGGAUUUAGAAUCACUAUUUUAAAGAUAAUAUUCAUAAUUUAAUUAAAUUUCAAAGAAGUACAAGGAAUUGUUGAUUUUAUACAAAGAUGAAAAUUUAAUCUCAUAAUUAUAAGGAAGUUUGAAAAAAGAAAUAAAUGUUUAAAACUAAUUAAAAGAGAAAAUAUAAUAAUUAGAAAAUCAAAUUUAAAAUCUUAAGUAGGAUUUUGAAAAACAGAAGUAAUAAUUAGAACAGUCUUUAGCUCAAAAUAAUGAAUCAGAAAAACAAUUAUAAGCAAAGCUUGAAUAAGAAACCUAAAAGCUAGAGCAUCAAAAAAAGAAAUCUGAAGAAUAAGACUAAAAAUUCAUUUAAUAAAUUGAAUUAUUAAAUAAAACAAUAACUGAUGUUAAUGCAUAGAUUAAAAAUAGUUUGCAAUCCAAAGAUCAAUAAAUAAGUUCAAUUUAAUCACAACUUUAAAAUUCUCAAAAUUCAUUAAAUAAGUUAUAAUAAACUUAUAAUGAAGUUAUUAAAGAAACGAAAGCUAAGCCUAGUGUACUAUAAGAUGCUCAUUAUUAGAAGAUAUUAUAAACUAUAGAAGAAAAAUCAAAAUAAGUUAUUAAAUGCUCAAUUCCUGUCUAUUGUGGGUCUAAGGAUGGAUUAAACCAUACCUCAUUUUGGAAUAAAGUAUAUGGCAGAAAGAAUUUAUUAAUGGUUUUUAAAUCAAACACAAAUUAUGUUUGUGGGGCGUUUUCCCCAUGUUAAUGGUUGUAGCACAUAGGUAAUUAUGUUUUAGAUGACACAUUACAGUCGUUCUUAUUUUCCUAAAAUCAUAAUUAGAUUUAUCCUUUAAAAGCAGCUAAUAAAGCGUAUGCAAUCUAUUGUAAUUCAUCAUACGGGCCUACUUUUGGUUCUGCGCACGAUUUAUAUAUACCUUCAAAUUUUAAUAGUGCUACCUCAAAUUUAGGUUCAGCAUAUUAGUGUGAUUAAUAUGGGAGCAUUACAACCUCAACCCAUUUGUUUGGUCAAUCAAGUGUUUAAAUAACUGAAUGCGAAAUAUUCGAAAUAGUAUUUAAAUGA
Molecule: messenger RNA, 2460 nt
Organism: Paramecium tetraurelia
Lineage: Eukaryota; Ciliophora; Oligohymenophorea; Peniculida; Parameciidae
Exons: 3
Source: RefSeq, a predicted model, not a curated record